Messenger RNA from Megalops cyprinoides (Indo-Pacific tarpon), 5928 nucleotides. It is a transcript of the gene znf608, whose product is annotated as zinc finger protein 608. Bases 892 to 5118 code for a protein of 1408 amino acids. The transcript is spliced from 9 exons. Gene Ontology annotation, biological process: regulation of transcription by RNA polymerase II. The record is from RefSeq and is a predicted model, not a curated record. Gene Ontology annotation, cellular component: nucleus. Lineage: Eukaryota; Metazoa; Chordata; Actinopteri; Elopiformes; Megalopidae.
UCGUGUAGGAUGAAUGUAAAGUUUGAAAACUCAAUGCCUUGAACUCGUUUGGUUUGGCUUCCUCAUGUGUAUACUCUCAGUUUUGUGGGGUUGACAUGUGCUGCUUUAACAACCCUUGUCUCUGCGAAAGGCAAGGAAAUGAUGGAGAUCUCGAUUCAUUUGCCACGGGGAAUAUUGAAUAAUUCAUUCUGACGGUGGCAUUUAACGCACAUCGAUCUUUAUUUGUGGUAUCAACAACAACAAUAUGAGGUUUUGAAUAAUUUUAUUGUUUGUUUUUAACCCUCUCUGAAAGGGAAAUAUUUUGACGGAACUGAAGGUAAGAAACACCAGAAUAUUAUGGCAAGGAUUUGUUGUUUUCCUCUAAAGGACGGAUUAAUUCAAGGUAUCAAAUUCUCCGCGCUGCUUAUCAUAAAAGACAUUACCAGGAAUGUUGGUCGUUGCGAUAUUUAAGGUGGUGAGUCUUCCUUACGGAUUUUAUCGAGGAAGAAAGUAAUGCUGUUUGGAAAUAUAUAUCCCCCUUUAAUUGCAAAUUGAAAACCUAACCAUACAUGACAUUGACGCUGAAAACACAAGCGCGCUGUAGGCUUCGCUCUUAUUAUGAAUUAAUCUCGGUUUCUCUCAAAUCCAUGCCAGACAGACUGUAUGAGGUCAGGGCUCUUGAGCAUUGCAACGCUAACAUAAGUUAACAUAAUAGGUUUAUGUCCACGCAGGGCAUGGACGUGAACAACAGACCAACUUUUCCCUCGCUUUUGCCACAGGGCGUAAUGGACCUGAUUACCAUCUUACGAAUUCAGGCAAACCCUAGGUAGAGACUGAAUAAACGACGAAUGCCCUCCCAUCGUAACGCCGGGGGAUUCAUCACCGUUUUCUGUCAGAAUUUCUGCUAUCAGGAUGUCAGUCACUUCCACAGUUGAGAAGAGUGUCGAGCCAAACGGAGUUGAAACCUACGACAGUGGCGAUGACUGGGAAAUUGGUGUUGGUAAUUUGAUAAUUGACUUGGAUGCCGAUUUGGAGAAAGACCGACAAAAAUUGGAGAUGAAUCGUUUUGUGAAUAGCAAAGGGAGCUCAAAGGAUUGCGAGGGACUGGCAUCCAGUUGUUCUAAAGCAACAUCAGCCAUAUCAGGUAGCCUUACAUUUCCAUCCGUUCAGCCCCCCGUUCCCCCGGGAAAUUACAACAAGGAGAAUGGUAAAUCCAAAGUGAAAAGGAACAAAACUUCUAAGGACACAAGUAAAUCUGCCUCGGCUCCUGUUCUGUAUGGAAUUCCUGAGAUAUAUGCUGGUAAAAAGCAAGACGCUCAAGGACGCCCAGGAGAAGCAUUUGGGAUGAAUUCAGCACUGGGCCAAGCGGUCAGUAACCCAAACACUAGUGAUGUAACCGUUUCAUGCGCCAAAGGCAAAGAAGAAAAAAAUGGCAAAAAUCAAACCAGGGGCUUGAAAAGGGAGAGGGAUGUUGCCAGGGCGCGGAAAGAGAAGCAAGAUGUUGGACAAACCAGCCCAGACUUCAGUCCCGUGUCUGGCAAUCGGUACGGAUUUGCAGGCAAAGGGAGUCCGUGUCAUUGCGGAGACAACGGGAUAGGAGACAUUUCCAAAAGUGGCAUGGAUUCAGGGAUAAUGGGAAACGCUAUUGUCGGAAAGAAGAAUGAUGACGAAACCGGCACACCUGCAAAGAAAUUGAAAACCGAGAAGGUGGAUCCCCUGUUCACAGUGCCUGCACCACCGCCGCCAGUCACUCAAGCUCCUCCCCCUUAUGCCCCUUUGUCCCCUCCCAUCUCCUCCCCCUCUGAACAGCUGCUAGUGAGGACCCGAUCCAUUGGCACCAACACUAGAGAAGCGGGGAGUGGCACUGACCCUGCCUGCCUGGGGCCGUGUGAGCCUGGCACUAGUGUAAACCUGGAGGGGAUCGUGUGGCAUGAAACCGAGGAAGGUGUCCUUGUGGUGAAUGUAACAUGGAGAAAAAGGACCUAUGUGGGGACUCUGCUGGACUGCACCAGGCAUGACUGGGCACCACCCAGAUUUUGUGAAUCUCCGAGUGAUUUUGAAAUGCGAGGUGGGCGGGGCCGUGGGAAACGGAUGCGAUUGGCUAUCCCCAGUGUCCCCGGCGUUGAACCUGCCUUCUCGAAGGUCCGGGGGCUGCCACACAAGAGCCGCGGAGGGGCAAUUCACAGCAAGGGCAGGCGGGCUAGCCUCAACCUCAUCAGCAGCUGCAAGACGCCCCCUUUCUUCACGGUAGAGGAGAUCAAGCCAAGCUCGCUGAUGUCAGGAAAACGUAAAAGCAAGCCACCUGCCGAUUUGGAUCUCAGCCUCGUCUCUGAGGAUUCUAAAACUGGAAAACGAAUCCGGGCGAAAUCCAGGAGUGCUCCUUCCACGCCCCAGGGAAAGUCAGAUCCGACGUUCCUGGACCAGGGGUGUUCUUCGCCAACCUUGAUAGACUGUCCCCACCCCAACUGCAACAAGAAGUACAAGCAUAUCAAUGGGCUUCGUUACCACCAGACACACGCCCACUUGGACCUUGAACGCAAGCUGGAGUUUGAAGUGGAGAGCGAGGACAGAUUUUCAGACUGUGAGGAGUCCCUCAGCAGCGUAAGCUUGGACUGUACAGAGAGCAACUGCGGUUCUUUGAAGAAACCGAGCGCUCUGUGUAAGAUGAGCACAUUAGGGGUGCCAAAGAACAGAAGAGUGCUGCUCAAUAACGAUGCCGGCUCCGGGAUCAAUUCUAAAACACGAAGGAAUUCAGCGACCAAAGGACUCGUGGACGGUCUAAGUAACCUCCCAAUCAUCUCCAACAUGACUGUGGUGCUUGAAAACUGUCUUGUGACUGACAGGAACUCAUUGGCAGAGAUGCCAAAGCUGGAAGCCGAGGGUCUGAUUGACAAAAAAGGUGCGUGUGACAAGAGCAAAAAAGCGAACAGCAAAGCUGACAAGUGCUCAUCCAAAGCCAAGACCACCAGGCCGAUCGCUCCAGCCCCGCCUCCGCCUAAGCUGAUAGCGAUUCCUACCGCGGCGUUCACCCCCAACACUACGGGAUCGAGCUCCCAGCGUUCUGCACCUAUCGCAGCCCUCACUCAUGCUACCACCAAGAGCCCUCCUCUGAAGCCCAUCAAGCCAAAGUCGAGCAUUGUGGGAGAGCCUGGUUUGGUCAACGUAUCCCUGAUCGCUUGCAAGGACAAUAAGAGAAAGGAGAAACGCAGGUUGAAAGACAGGGGUUGCAAAGAGGCCAGAAGCCCCAAAACGGACAACAAGCUCUUAAAGGCAGAUGAUGCCAAGGGCGUGGGGAAGGAGUUUCCUGUGAGCCUGCUGAAGGAGCACUUGAGCAAGCAGGACGUGGCAAACGGCUUGUCCGAAUCUCAAGAGAGCCGCAUGGCCAGCAUCAGAGCCGAGGCGGACAAGGUGUACACCUUUACCGAUAAUGCUCCAAGUCCUUCCCUUGGCAGCUCUUCCAGGCUUGAUGCUGGUGCUCUCGCGAACGGAGAUGGCACCACUACCAAGACAAACAGCCCUGCGUACUCGGAUAUAUCUGAUGCAGCUGACGACGGUGGGGUGGACAGUCGCUCAGAUGGAGUAAGGUCCAAGACAGGCUUGACUUCUGAAAUAAGCUCCAGCAAGGAGAGCAGCGUCAAGGCCUUUCCAGCCACACCUCCUCAAGCAGCGCCAGGGAAAGAGUCCCAGUCCCCUUACUACCAUGGAUAUGACCCAUACUAUCUCCCAGGGUACAUGCACCCUGGGCAGCCCAACACCUCUGCUUUUCCAAACAGUGCCGCCUCCCAUGAAGACAAGCCCAAGAAGGAGGAGGCAAAGGAAGGAACGGAGGAAAAAGAAAAGACAGAUUUUUUAGACGCUAAAAAAGCAGAAGCCAUGAAUUCAAGUUCACAGUCACAGCUCCAGCUGGCUAUGAAUCAGACGCAAACUGCACUUGCCCAGUCUUUGUACUACGGACAGUACGCCCGUGGUCUUUACAUGGAUCAGAAAUUGCUAAUGGUGUCCAACUCAUACAGGCAGCCGUACGAGAAGUAUUAUGACAAUCAGCAUUUCACCGAGCAGAAGGCAGCUCCGUUGAAUCGGGAGGGGGAGCAGAAAGAGCAAUCACAGGAGGAUGCAAAACAGAAGAUAAUGUCAUCGGCUGUAGCGUCCAAAGCUACGGACUCUGUCAAGAGCGCCAAACCCGGGGUCGCUGGUGCAGAGGAGGCAGGGAGACCACAGCCUCCAACCUCUCAGCAUCAGCAGGGAAAGUCAACCCCUGCCAGUGAGGCCGACAGCCAGCCACUCAUCAAGGAGCCUGCAGAAAUUAAAUCUGUCACAGAGCCAGCGAAACAAACAACCCUGGACCCCAAAUUGCCAUUUACUCAUGAGGCAGAAGCUCAGUCUUGGUACCACCAGUAUCAGUCCACAUAUAUGGAGCAGCAAACACAGGAGAUGGCUGAAGAGGUAAGUGCCGACAAGUCUAAAGGGAGGGAGGUCCCCUCUGGGUCUCUGACUCAGAUGGAGGCGGAGCCUGAAGACCUUAAACGGGAGGAUGCCCACGCCGGAUGCACAGAGGACUGUAAUAAGCUGGAAGAACAGGAGGCAGCUGGGGGUACAUCAGGAGACUCACGAAACGCCAGGGUAGCUGUCUCAUCACCCAUGAAUCCCCACCAGUCCUACAUCCAGUACCAGCAUGCUUACCCCUACCUGCAGAUGUGUGACCCUAGCAACACUGCCUAUAGGGUGAUGUCUCCUGCCCUAGUGCACAACUACCCAGGCUUCCACUACCCUCUGUACGGGAAGACAGCGGGCAGGGAGGAGUCAGAGGUGGCCCACACCAGUCGCGGCAUCGGCAGCAAGCCCCCCUGCGAGUCCACUGCCCUGGAGCUGCUGCAGCACCACAAUUUGCCAUACCAUGGUAAAUCUCCAGCGCCCGGGGAGAGGGGAUCCCCUGAACGGGACAGAGAGACGGAGCGGGAGAGGGAACAUGGCCCCUUUGCCAGGCACCUUCAUACCCAUCACCACACGCACCUGGGCGUGGGCUACCCCCUCAUACCUGGGCAGUAUGACCCCUACCAAGGUUUGACUUCUGCGACCCUGGUCCCUAACCAGCAGGUGUCAGCGCAGACAUCAGCAGCUGGGAAUGAUGGGAAGAUUUGAACCUACAGCAUGUGACAGGUUCACAUGGUGAUGGGCGGAUCCACAGACAUCAAUUCCAUGGUGUUAUCCAUUGCCUCCAUGGGAGGCAGAAGCCAGUUUCAUUUCUUAUUAAUGAAGAUUUUAUAAGAGUUCUAAUGCUGUUGUAAUGCGAUAUCGGUGGAAUAUAUUUACUGCUAGCUGUUGAUUUUGUAACGGUGAAAAGGCUCGGAAAGAUCUCACCUGUGGCUCGCAGGAAAGAGAGCGUUGCCAGUAAAAGCAUCAGCCACAAAAUGGCCGUAUUACUUUGUAUGUAUGGACAUGUAUCAUUGUGUAUUCGUGUUACUGAAUGUACUGAAUAUUGCAAUAUCCCCUAGAUGUUUGGAGGGGACUGCAGUAGAAGUAACACUAUGUACAAGUAACUAUGAAGUGGCUCCUUCUGUAUUACUGAAAUUGCAUCUGUAUACACUUGACUGUAUUCGCCCUUCUAUUGUAUUGUAUUCUGUGAGAGUAAAUAUACACGCUGAGUUUUUUUAAUCCAGUGCCAUAGAACUGUGGUGUAUAUUCUGUAUAUAGUUUAACGGCAGAGUAUAACACGCUUGUGUAUAUUCUUUUUUAUUUGACCGCAUUGUCUGACAAUUUACCCCAGUUCACCUGCAUAGCAUCUGUGAUUGUCCUACUUGAAUAGUGCUGCAAUCUUUAAAUGUUUACAAGUAUUGGCAUGUAGGGAGACACCUCACUGCUGUUGCCUGGUCAGUUAUUUAUUUCAUGCUGUAAUCAAGUUUAUUUCACGUUAACGUCAAAUGUACAUUUAAAAUGCAGUUGUUUUUUAUA